Loa loa (African eye worm) is the source of this 1700-nucleotide messenger RNA. RefSeq names its product RNA binding protein. The transcript has 10 exons. Gene Ontology annotation, cellular component: cytosol; nucleus; ribonucleoprotein complex. Bases 151 to 1602 code for a protein of 483 amino acids. The record is from RefSeq and is a predicted model, not a curated record. Gene Ontology annotation, molecular function: poly(A) binding; mRNA 3'-UTR binding; poly(U) RNA binding. Lineage: Eukaryota; Metazoa; Nematoda; Chromadorea; Rhabditida; Onchocercidae.
AGCAUUUGACUCCAAAGACGUCACCGUUGUACAUCUAUUACGGAUGCUUACUGGUGUAUAGUUGUUUGAGUACCACUCUAUAUAUUCCUUCUAUUAGCAAUAACAACAAUAGUGUAAUAAUACAACUAUCGACAAAGUAAGCUUCGCUAUAUGGGGUCGGCAGGAAUAUCAUCAGCCGUACUUGGACAUACGCCUUCUCCAUAUCGGUCGAACGCGCAUAUGAAUGCAUAUACGGGACAGAAUUUCACUCGACCUCAACAUUUUCAUGGAUCUUUUCAACAAAAUAUGUGCAAUGGGUAUGGAAGUACAAACGACGGAACACAGUCGCGUAAUGGUUUAAGGAGUUCGGGUAUAAGUACUCGUAGGAACAGUACUGGAUCACCGGUUCCAUCAUUAAGCUUGACGAAUGUUUACAUUCGUGGGCUUGAGCAAAAUACAACUGAUGAUGAUCUAAGAGAUAUGUGCGCGAAAUUCGGCCGGAUAGCAUCAACGAAAGCAAUUAUGGACAAGACAACUGGUCAAUGUAAACGUUAUGGAUUCGUUGAUUUCGAGGAAGCAGCUGAUGCAGUACGUGCUGUUGAAGGUUUGAAUCAGGAAGGGAAGGUCCGAGCGCAAAUGGCUAAGGCGCUGAGUCCAAACAACCAAAAUAGCCUCUUUCAGCAACAGGAACAAGAUCCGACAAAUUUGUACUUGGCAAAUUUGCCACCGAAUUAUACAGAAAGAGAUUUGCAAAAGCUGCUGGAAAGUUAUGGUUCAACAAUCAGUACAAGAGUGUUGAAGAAUGGUGAUGGUUCAAGCAGAUGUGUUGGGUUCGCUCGGAUGGAUAAUGAAGAAUUAUGUGCAAAAAUUAUCAAAGAAAUGAAUGGGAAAAAAAUAAUUCCGGGUUGCAAUUUGCCGCUUAUGGUGAAAUAUGCAGAUAGUAAUAAAAAGACAAAAAGUCGACCUUUGCAAAGUGUACCGGGAUUGUAUGGUAGCCUUACACAUCUUGAGAUUACUCAACCGUGUUUUGCAACACCACCUUAUGACCAAAGCGGUCAAUAUAUCCGCAGCAAUCCGAACUACCAAUACUUACUAACACCACCAUCGCCUUAUGUCUACAGUCCACAUCCUCAGUAUCAUGUUUUCUCAGGUUAUGGAGAUGCUCCAAUGGGGAACCUUGCUGCUCAAAUGCAAAAUUUAUCACUUCAAGGUGCUAAUGCAAUGCUACAUCCGUCAGCUGAAUUAACAAGCAUCGGGCCGGGUACAAGUAUGACAGCUAAUCAGGCUCCCGCUGGCACAGCAAUUCCUCAGGUUGCUAUGCAAGCCUACACAGUUCCAAUCUAUCCAUGGCCAUAUGGUGUCCAGGCAACGACAGACCCGAAUAUGAUUGGUGCCGUGGUGACAUCUGCGACACCGUUGCAAAAUUUUGUUCCAGAAUUAGCUGCAAUACAUACAGAUGCUGCAAAUGUUGCUGCUGCUACUGCUGCUGCUGCCGUCGCUGCUGCUGCUGCUGGUGCCAUACCAGCAAAUCAGACAUCCGGUCAGGUUAUCUACACCAGUCAGCCACCACCACCUCCACCACCGCCUUCGCAAGCGCCAGCACUACAAAUGCAGCAAAACUGAGCAGAGAAAAUGCCUUCAGGAAUUUUAAUUUUUGCCGUAUCUCAGACAAACUUGUUGUAGUUAUGACGCAUGGAAAGUAAAGAGAAAAGCUCAAAGAG